CACUCUGUCUCUCUCCAAACACAAAUUAAUACCUCCUAUACAGCAACCAAACACUUUUGAGUCCUAAGCCAGCUUCAGCAACAACUGCUUCUUUUUUUUUUUUUCCUCCAAAAAUCCUUCUCUAUAUUAUAAAUACCCCCAACACAUGCGACAUCUCUCUUACACACCCUUCAUUUUUUUUUUUAUCCUGCUUCUCUUUCUUUCUGUCUCACUUUCACCUUCACUCUCUCUCUCUCUCUAACUUCUCUAACAUGGCGGACUUGGAUUUAGACUUCCAACCCAAACCCACCAAUAAUAACAACACCAACUCUGCUACUACACCUGCCACGCGCUUAAAACUCUUCGGCUUCAACGUCCACGAAGAUGACGAGCCGGUUAAUAUUGUUGACUCCCCCAAGUCCACCGCCUCGGGAUCGCCGGACUCCGGUGGCUAUCCCGCCGGAGCCGGUGACCGGAAAUAUGAGUGUCAGUAUUGUUGCAGAGAAUUCGCCAACUCUCAAGCGCUUGGUGGUCACCAAAACGCUCACAAGAAGGAGAGGCAGCAGCUGAAGCGCGCUCAGCUUCAAGCCAGUCGAAACGCCGCCGUUUCGUACGCGAGGAACCCGAUAAUCUCGGCCUUCGCUCCGCCUCCGCACCUUCUUGCUCCGGCUGGUUCUAUGGUGGUUCCAACGGCGGCGCCAGCUUCUCCUCCGUGGGUUUACGUUCCACGUGCGGCGCCGCCGUUCCACGUGUCGCAUGGUUGCGUGUUUCCUUCUGCGACCAAUGGUGGGAGAGGUCCAGGGGGUUUGUCGUAUACUGGCGGUGUAGGGGAUUCGGCAUUCACGACGACGAUGAGUUCGCAAGUACAACAACAGGCCCGGGUCCAUACCAGGGUUGAUGGGCCCUCGUUGAGUAGGUUCUCGAAAGGAGAUGGUGGGCCCAGUUUUGAUGAUGCAUUGGGCUUGGACUUACAUCUAAGCCUUGCGCCGGCGGCUCCUUGACAUCAGUGGUUCCAUUGAAUGACUCCCAUAUUAAAGCUUUGGUGGCUUGGCUUGGCUUGGCUUGGCUAAACUUGGGAAAGAAUUCAGGGAAAAUGGUUAGGUGGCUGGCUGGUUGAUGAACUUGACUCAGUUAGAUUUUCAAUUGGGAAGCUGAUGUUUAUUUUACUGGUCGGAUCUUGUACAUUUCAAAAAUUAAUUUAUUUAUUUUUUUA
Molecule: messenger RNA, 1192 nt
Organism: Ziziphus jujuba (common jujube)
Lineage: Eukaryota; Viridiplantae; Streptophyta; Magnoliopsida; Rosales; Rhamnaceae
Product: zinc finger protein GIS3
Exons: 1
Coding region: 252-980 (242 amino acids)
Biological process (GO): trichome morphogenesis; gibberellic acid mediated signaling pathway; trichome differentiation
Cellular component (GO): nucleus
Molecular function (GO): DNA-binding transcription factor activity; transcription cis-regulatory region binding
Source: RefSeq, a predicted model, not a curated record